This is a messenger RNA of Pelodiscus sinensis (Chinese soft-shelled turtle), 904 nucleotides long. NCBI's taxonomy places the organism in Eukaryota, Metazoa, Chordata, Testudines, Trionychidae. The record is from RefSeq and is a predicted model, not a curated record.
CUGGAAUCUUGUACCAGCAAGAGACCAGUCUCUGAAAGGUGGGGAAGAAGCCUGUCUGGGUAGGAGACUCAGAUCCUGGCUUUGGAAGCAGGAAUGGCACAGACCUUAAUGAACAAGAUCAGCACUUGGUUAAUUGCUCCCCGAAUAGGAUUUCCAGUCUCCAAAGCUCAUGUGCUCUCCUGGGUGGAGCGAAGGGAAUACCAGCAGAUCCCGGAUCUCCAGGGCUGUGAGGAAGGGGAGAUCAUCAGUGACGCCCACACAGGUGAUGGGAUGCUGAAUGAGAACAGUGAGAGGAGUCUUCAGGAGGAAGGACCUGAGCAAAUGGCUCCAUGUGGGGUGUUAACGGGAAGAUGUGAAGGGCAUGUUUCUCAGAGUCAUGAGCAAGUAGAGACUUGUGAGAGUCAGCAUAAAAUACAAAGGCAGCAAGAAAACCAUCCAGGAGCAGGACAGGAUAAAUCCAGUCACGGGAGGAGAAGGGUGAAAACAAACACAGAAACUGUUCAAAAGAAAAUCCCCCAUCAACAUUCACCUUGUGCUUGCAGUGACUGUGCAACUCUUAUUAAACAUGAAAGAGUCCAAACAGGAGAGAAACCCUUCAGCUGCUCUGACUGUGGGAAAAACUUCAGUCAGAGCUCAAAGCUUCUUAGACAUAGGAAAACCCACAUGUGAGAAACCAUUCAGCUGUUCUGACUGUAGGAAAUGCUGCACUCAGAGGUCACACCUUGUUAUCUAUGGGAACUCUCACAGGAGAUUAAUCCUUCAACUGCUCUAACUUUGGGAAAUGCUAUAGCGAGAGUUCAAGCCUUGUUGCACAUAGUUGAACCCACACAGGUGAGAAACCCUAUAGUGGUGGUGAGCAAAAUUUUCUCUCUUGGCACAGUCCAGCCUGCCUAAGGCUUUGAUC